AACGUUUAUUUCGCCAUAGGAGAACAUCACGCGAUGAAAGACGAUUUGAAGUAUCUGACCGGGUUCGACUGUGAGUUUUCGAGCGAGGACGAACGAUGUCCUGGCGCUCUCCCCGUUGGUCAGAACAGUCCUCAAAACUGUCCUUACGGAUUGUACGCCGAGCAGCUGUCCGGCACGGCGUUUACCGCUCCGCGUUCUCAGAACAAACGCUCGUGGCUCUAUCGAAUUCGACCGUCGGUCGUCCACAAGUCCUUCGUACCGGUCGUCGACGCCGCCUCGCGAUUGAUCUACGAAUGGGACCAAACCACACCCAAUCAGUUAAGAUGGAAACCGUUCGACGUUCCGAGCAGACAGGCUGCAGAAGUGGAUUUCGUCGACGGUUUGCACACGAUUUGUGGCGCAGGCGACUGCCGUACGCGGCAAGGCAUAGCCAUUCAUACUUAUCUUUGCAACGCUUCCAUGAGGGACAAGGCCUUUUACAACGCUGACGGAGAUUUCCUCGUUGUGCCUCAGCUAGGCCCUUUGAUGAUAACCACGGAAUUUGGCAAGAUUCGUUGCGAACCGAACGAAAUAUGCGUGGUCCAGCAAGGUAUGCGAUUCAACGUGACGGUUUUUGGACCGUCCCGUGGGUACAUUCUAGAGGUAUUCGACGAUCAUUUUCGCCUACCCGACUUAGGACCCAUAGGAGCAAACGGUUUGGCGAACCCGCGGGACUUUCAAACACCUGUCGCGCACUACGAGGACCGCGAUACCGAUUAUAAAAUUGUGUGCAAGUAUCACGGCAAGCUUUUCGUCGCCGAGCAAGAUCACAACCCGUUCGACGUGGUGGCUUGGCAUGGAAAUUACGUCCCUUAUAAAUACGAUCUCGCCAGAUUUAUGACUAUAAAUUCGGUUUCCUUCGAUCACUGCGAUCCAUCAAUUUUUACGGUUCUGACCUGCCCCUCGAGGAAGCCUGGGACCGCGGCGGCCGAUUUCGUGAUAUUCCCACCCCGCUGGUCCGUGCAGGAACACACUUUCCGGCCUCCUUAUUAUCACAGAAAUUGUAUGAGCGAGUUCAUGGGUCUUAUAAAGGGACGGUACGAAGCUAAAGAGGAAAGUUUCCAUCCAGGCGGAGCGUCGUUGCAUUCUAUUAUGACGCCUCAUGGACCGGAUGCGCGUUGUUUCGAAGCUGCUUCUAAUAGCGAGCUUAAACCGGAACGCGUCGCUGAUGGAACUCAGGCUUUCAUGUUUGAGACUUCUUACAGCAUGGCGGUCACCGAGUGGGCCAUGAAGCUCUCCAAUAAACUCGACAACGAUUAUAACAAAUGCUGGGAAGGAUUGAAAAAACAUUUCAAUCCAAACGCUAAACCUGAAACGUCCCUUAUAUAAUUUCCUGCUGUAUCGUACUUAAGAUAUCUUGUUUCUUUUUAUAUGUUUUAAUAAAGACAAAUUU
Molecule: messenger RNA, 1432 nt
Organism: Colletes gigas
Lineage: Eukaryota; Metazoa; Arthropoda; Insecta; Hymenoptera; Colletidae
Gene: hgo
Product: homogentisate 1,2-dioxygenase
Exons: 8
Coding region: 34-1368 (444 amino acids)
Biological process (GO): L-phenylalanine catabolic process
Cellular component (GO): cytoplasm
Molecular function (GO): homogentisate 1,2-dioxygenase activity
Source: RefSeq, a predicted model, not a curated record